Molecule: messenger RNA, 1385 nt
Organism: Onychostoma macrolepis
Lineage: Eukaryota; Metazoa; Chordata; Actinopteri; Cypriniformes; Cyprinidae
Gene: gosr2
Product: golgi SNAP receptor complex member 2
Exons: 6
Coding region: 182-820 (212 amino acids)
Biological process (GO): intra-Golgi vesicle-mediated transport; vesicle fusion
Cellular component (GO): SNARE complex; late endosome membrane; endoplasmic reticulum membrane
Molecular function (GO): SNAP receptor activity; SNARE binding
Source: RefSeq, a predicted model, not a curated record
GCUCGCGGUGUGUUUUCAGUCAGGCGGAGAGGGCGCCUAAAAGAGGUCCUUUUUCCUGGUGACGUGUAUGCUUGAUAGCGAUAUGUGAAACUAAACGAAACGGAGGAAAUAAAACAUUGCAUAACUUUCCUUUAAAGCCUUUUUACGGUGUUUUUAGUGGCCUCCUUAACCGUCACUGAAGAUGGAGACGCUUUACCAUCAGACCAAUAAACAAAUUCAGGAGGUUCAGUCUCACAUGGGACGACUGGAGACAACAGACCGACAGUCAGUCCACUUACUUGAAAAUGAACUUCAAGCAAGAAUUGAUCAAAUCUUUAAUCAGCUGGAGCGACUUGAGAUGCUAGCCAGUAAAGAGCCGCCAAACCGCCGGCAAAAUGCCAAACUGCGUGUUGAUCAGUUGAAGUAUGAUGUGCAGCAUCUCCAGACAGCCCUGAGGAACUUCCAGCACAGACGUUACGCUCGCGAGGCUCAGGAGAGAGAAAGAGAGGAGCUGAUGAGCCGAAGCUUCACAACAAACGAUGCAGACACCUCCAUCCCUAUUGAUGAAACCCUGCAGUUUAGUAGCAGUCUACAAAACGCUCACAGAGGAAUGGACGACCUGCUGGGCUCUGGCUCCAGCAUCCUUAACGGCCUGAGAGACCAGAGGAGCACGCUUAAGGGUACCCAUAAAAAGAUGUUGGAUGUCGCAAACAUGUUGGGUUUGUCGAACACAGUCAUGCGUUUGAUUGAGAAGCGAGCAUCGCAGGACAAGUUCAUCAUGAUGGCUGGAAUGCUGGCUACUUGCUUUGUCAUGUUCCUGGUUGUGAAAUACCUUAGCUGAACUCUCCCAGCUUUAGCCGACCCUGCUGCUCGUUCGCGUCAGUGGUUCAUUCCGAUUUUCAUGCCACAUGCAUCACAUCUAUGAAAAAUGCACAGGUGUGCUGAAAGAAAAUCACAGAACUGCCUCUUUGCAGGAUGACUGCCACUCUCAACAUCACUAAUCUUUUGUGUCUCUAGUCUUUCUUCUUCAACUGUAUUUUUAAAGACAUUGAAUCCUUUCGUAACUUUCCUCUGUUGAUUCUGAAAUAAGCAGUAAAUUUGUGUGACUGCUCUUUAUUUUGGAGUCUAGACUGAACUAAAAUUCUCUAAAAUUAAAUUUAUUCUCACGGUAUUCUAGAAGUAUUAGAGCAAAUAAUAAUUAAAGACAUUUAGAUUUAAAAUGCGUAACGGUUAGUGAAUCGGUCUGUUAUCUGGCUCUUCAUUGCCACCUUCUGGAUAACAAACCAAAAAUGUUUGGUUACUCAGUGCUUCGUUUGUACUUGUAUUGUUCAUAACGCUUCUAACCUGUAAAUACAAAUUUGUGUGCAAUAAACUCAAGUAGCAUCCAGCUGCCCUGAAAUGUAAAA